Botrytis sinoallii is the source of this 1389-nucleotide messenger RNA. RefSeq lists its product as uncharacterized. Bases 1 to 1389 code for a protein of 462 amino acids. The record is from RefSeq and is a predicted model, not a curated record. Lineage: Eukaryota; Fungi; Ascomycota; Leotiomycetes; Helotiales; Sclerotiniaceae. Gene Ontology annotation, molecular function: mannan endo-1,6-alpha-mannosidase activity. Gene Ontology annotation, biological process: fungal-type cell wall biogenesis; carbohydrate catabolic process. The transcript is spliced from 5 exons.
AUGCUUCCUACUUUCGCUUUAUCGGCUGCGACGGCAGCCCUACUCAGUUCCUCAAUGGUUAAUGCUGAGAUAGAAUUAAAUCUGGAUGACAAUACUUCGAUAAAGAAUGCGGCUGCGACAAUCGCAUACGAUAUGAUGACAUACUAUAAGGGAAAUCAAUCGGGAGGAAUACCUGGAGUGUUACCUGGACCUCCACCAAAUCCCUCUUGGGGUUAUUAUUGGUGGGAAUCCGGUGCGAUGUGGGGGUCUCUUAUCGAUUAUUGGUAUUAUACUGGCGAUUCCUCAUACAACGAUGAUGCGAUGGCGGGUAUUCAAUGGCAAACUGGGGCAAAUAACGAUAUGAUGCCUGCGAAUUGGUCACAAUCUAUGGGAAAUGAUGAUCAGGGAUUUUGGGGAAUGACAGCUAUGACUGCAGCGGAAACGAAAUUUCCGGAUCCUCCUUCGGACAGACCAGGUUGGUUGGCUUUAGCUCAAGCAGUUUUCAACACUCAAGCAGUGAGAAUUGAUAAUGCUACUUGUGGCGGAGGUUUACGUUGGCAAGUUUAUCCAUAUCUUACGGGUUACAAUUACAAGAACUCUAUCGCAAAUGGAUGUUUCUUCAAUAUUGGGGCGCGACUCGCAAGAUACACCAAUAACGAAACAUACGCCCAAUAUGCUGAGGAAACAUGGAAUUGGGUCAAAAGUGUUGGAUACAUGGACAAAGAUUAUAAUAUUUAUGAUGGUGCUCACAUUGAAGAGAAUUGUACGGAUAUUAACAAGGUUCAAUUCUCUUACAACUCGGGGGUUUAUCUACUCGGUGCAGCUACCAUGUAUAAUCAUACAAAUGGCUCCGAAAUUUGGAAAGAACGUGUUGACGGACUUCUCAAUGCUACAUUAAAAAACUUCUUCCCUACCGGUGAUAUCGCCUAUGAAAUUGCUUGCGAAGCAAAACUUUCAUGUACAACUGAUAUGUUUUCCUUCAAGGCAUUCCUCACUCGUUGGUUGGCCGGAACCACAAAAAUGGCCCCUUACACUUAUGAUCUAAUCAUGCCAUAUUUGAAAGCAUCCGCAGUCGCAGCAGCAAAGCAAUGUUCAGGCUCGAGCCCAUUUGCUGGUAGAACAUGUGGAUUAAGUUGGAGCAAAGGAACAGAUUGGGAUGGAACCUCUGGUGUAGGGCAACAAAUGGCAGCCAUGAGUGCUAUUUUUGUAAAUCUCGUUCAACAAACAAAAGCCCCGGUUACGAACAGUACAGGUGGAACCAGUGUGGGGAACAGUGCGGCGGGUAGUGGGAGCACGACUAGUUUGGAUGCUGUCAAACCGCCGUCUACAGGGGAUAGAGUAGGAGCUGGAAUGGUUACGACUGUGGUUUUGGUGGGAAUGACAGGAAUGUUUGGGUGGAUGAGUUUGUGA